UUAAGGCGAGGGAAUAUUCGGUCGUUCACGGAAAACACGAUCGUCAUUAUGACAGACACACGAAGAUCAUUCACAGAUGCUGAAACCCUUGCCCUAAUUAACGCAAGGGUUAAAAUGGAGCACCUGUUCAGUGGCAAACGAAAUGCUGCCAAAUCAGGCUGGGAGCAGGUUGUUAAAGAGAUGGGUCUGGAGGGUCAGGUGACUGGUCCACAUGCAUCAAACAAAUGGGACAACCUGAUAACAGAAUACAAGGAGUUAAAGGAUCCCCCAACUGGGACAAGAACAGACCGGGGUGAGGCCUCAGCAGCUACCUGGCCAUGGUUUGAGGCCAUGCAUGAGGCAAUUGGGGGAUGGCCAUCAAUUCAGCCUCCCACCCUAGUUGCCUCAUGCCCGUUGUCAAGCCAUGGCCAGACUGCUGCUGAGGCCUCCACCUCUGCUGGAGAAGGGCCUUCCCAAGUUUCCCUCAGCAGUGAGGAGCAGUCCGUGCCCUCCACCAGCUCCCAACCACCAACUAAAAGGCCAAGGCGAAGAAGCAGCGUGUUGGCCUUCCUGAAAAAGCAGGCAGAGAAGGAGGAGGCCCGUGAUGCAGCGCUCUAUGAGCAGAAUGAGCGACUUAUCAAUUUAUUGUCAGAGCUUGUUAAAAAGAAAUAA
Trematomus bernacchii (emerald rockcod) is the source of this 651-nucleotide messenger RNA. RefSeq lists its product as uncharacterized. The record is from RefSeq and is a predicted model, not a curated record. The transcript has 4 exons. NCBI's taxonomy places the organism in Eukaryota, Metazoa, Chordata, Actinopteri, Perciformes, Nototheniidae. The coding region runs from base 49 to 651 and encodes 200 amino acids.